Spinacia oleracea (spinach) is the source of this 2869-nucleotide messenger RNA. Its product is annotated as probable galactinol--sucrose galactosyltransferase 2. The transcript is spliced from 14 exons. The record is from RefSeq and is a predicted model, not a curated record. Gene Ontology annotation, molecular function: raffinose alpha-galactosidase activity. Bases 296 to 2614 code for a protein of 772 amino acids. Lineage: Eukaryota; Viridiplantae; Streptophyta; Magnoliopsida; Caryophyllales; Amaranthaceae.
ACGAACCAGAAGAGUACACGUGGCAUUAUCUAAUAGAAUGGCAGCGUGUAUUUAAAUCGGAGAAAGUCGAAGGUGGGUUUUCAUUUGUGAUCCAAAUUCCAAAAUAUAGCUAAGCAAAUUCCGUGAUCCUUGACCUCAUUACAAGAUUUGCGUUCAACAACGCAUUUCUUUUUCAAUAGAGCCGUCUCUCCGAUCACAUUUUCUCUCUAUAAAUAGCAUCAUCUUUUCUUGCCUAUUCAGUGUCCAGCUUAGAGAAGAGCCCAUUUCUACCUACUAAAAAUUUAGUUAGUCCAAUAUGACCAUCACGCCGAAGAUUUGUGUGAGCAAUGGGAACCUUGUGGUUCAUGGGAAGACCAUAUUGAAAGGAGUGCCAGACAACAUUCUAUUGACUCCAGGCUCAGGAAAUGGUUUGGCUGCUGGUUCAUUUAUUGGCGCCUCGGCUUCAGAUAGCAAAUGUCUUCAUGUGUUUCCCAUGGGCACUUUAGAAGGUUUGCGAUUCAUGUGCUGUUUCCGGUUCAAGCUGUGGUGGAUGACUCAGAGGAUGGGGAAGUAUGGAAAGGAUGUUCCUCUUGAAACUCAAUUUAUGAUUGUAGAGAGCAAGGAUUCCACUGUAGAAGGUGAACCAGACGACUCUCCAACCAUAUACACUGUCUUUCUUCCUCUUCUGGAGGGCCCAUUCCGGUCUGUUCUUCAAGGGAAUGAGAAGAAUGAGAUAGAGAUUUGCAUCGAGAGUGGGGACACUGCUGUUCAGACCUGCCAAGGGCUUCAUCUUGUUUACAUGCAUGCUGGGACUAAUCCUUUUGAAGUUGUCAACCAGGCUGUUAAGGCUGUAGAGAAACAUAUGCAAACUUUCCGUCACCGAGAAAAGAAAAGGUUGCCUAGCUUUGUUGAUUGGUUUGGCUGGUGUACAUGGGAUGCCUUUUACACUGAUGUCACAGCGGAAGGUGUAGAAGAAGGCCUAGAAAGCUUGUCAAAGGGUGGAGCUCCACCACGAUUCUUGAUCAUUGAUGAUGGCUGGCAGCAGAUAGGGAAUGAGAUUGUUAAGGAUGAAAAUUGUGUUGUGCAAGAAGGGGCACAAUUUGCCAACAGACUAACUGGAAUUAAAGAGAAUGCCAAGUUCCAAAACAAAAAGAAUGGUGAAGACAAUAAUCUGGUUCCAGGUCUGAAGCGUGUUGUUGAUGAAGCUAAACAACGCCACAAUGUGAAGAAUGUGUAUGUGUGGCAUGCUCUGGCUGGAUAUUGGGGUGGAGUGAAACCAGCAGCUUCUGGUAUGGAACACUACGAUACUUGUUUGGCAUACCCAGUUCAGUCUCCUGGUGUAUUGGGUAACCAGCCAGAUGUUGUCAUGGAUAGCCUUUCAGUUCAUGGUCUUGGUUUGGUUCAUCCAAAGAAAGUCUUCAAUUUCUAUAAUGAGCUCCAUGCGUAUCUUGCUUCAUGUGGAGUUGACGGCGUCAAAGUUGAUGUUCAGAAUAUAAUUGAAACCCUUGGUGCUGGUCACGGCGGCAGGGUUUCUCUAACUCGUGCCUAUCACCAGGCCCUUGAAGCCUCCAUAGCAAGGAACUUCCCUGAUAAUGGAUGUAUUUCUUGCAUGUGUCACAACACUGAUGGGAUAUACAGUACCAAGCAGACUGCUGUUGUCAGGGCUUCUGAUGAUUUCUAUCCUAGGGAUCCUGCUUCUCAUACCAUACACAUUUCCUCUGUGGCUUAUAACUCUCUUUUCCUUGGAGAGUUCAUGCAACCUGAUUGGGAUAUGUUUCAUAGCUUGCACCCAGCUGCAGAUUAUCAUGCAGCAGCUCGUGCAGUUGGUGGAUGUCCAAUAUAUGUGAGUGACAAGCCAGGGAAUCACAACUUUAAGCUUCUGAGGAAGCUGGUUCUCCCUGAUGGGUCAGUGCUCCGUGCUCGUCUACCUGGAAGGCCUACUCGUGAUUGUCUCUUCAAUGAUCCAGCCAGAGAUGGAACUAGUUUGCUCAAAAUUUGGAACGUGAACAAAUGUUGUGGUGUUGUUGGCGUGUUCAACUGUCAGGGAGCAGGUUGGUGCAAGAUUGAGAAAAAGACCCUGAUACACGAUAAAGCUCCUGGAACCCUUACUAGUUCUAUCCAUGCCAUUGAUGUGGAUUCCAUCGCUGAAGUAGCUGGGCCAGACUGGGAUGGGGAAGUGAUUGUGUAUAUGUACCAAUCAGGAGAGGUGGUUCGGUUACCCAAAGGAGCUUCUUUGCCUGUAACUCUCAAGGUUCUGGAAUAUGAACUCUUCCAUAUCUGCCCCCUGAAGGAAAUUACAAGCAGCAUGUCAUUCACACCAAUUGGCUUACUUGAUAUGUACAAUUGUAGUGGGGCAGUAGACCAAUUUGACGUCCAACUAUCAUCUGACGAGAAAACCGAGCACUGUAAUGGUGAAGUCCCAGCAGAGAAGAGACCACAAUCUCCAAUUGUGAUGAAGCUCAAAGUGAGAGGAUGUGGCCGGUUUGGAGCGUAUUCUUCUCAGAGGCCAUCCAAAUGUACUGUUGAUGGCGUGGUGACUGACUUUCAAUAUGAUUCGGAAACUGGGCUGCUCAUCACAAUACUACCAGUCCCACAGGAGGAGAUGUACAGAUGGUCAGUUGAGGUCCAGGUUUAAUUUGAUGGUUUCAGACUCAGAUUAUUCAUCCUUAUUCUUUCAGUUGCCACUUUGCAAUCUAGCUGAUUAAUUUUAUUGUUUUAAUGGUCAUGAGAGGGGUGGCCAAUGUGCCAAUGUGGCAUUGCUUAUGAGGGUUUCAGUGCAUUGUGUUGUAGAGUUCUUGAGAGGGAGAGUUUAAGUAAGAAAUUGAGAUUUGGUUUCUUUUUCUACUUCAAUUCAGAUCAAUAACAAUAAUCCAUAUGCUUUUAUAUUCAA